Molecule: messenger RNA, 753 nt
Organism: Emiliania huxleyi CCMP1516
Lineage: Eukaryota; Haptophyta; Isochrysidales; Noelaerhabdaceae
Exons: 6
Coding region: 1-753 (250 amino acids)
Source: RefSeq, a predicted model, not a curated record
AUGCUGUUCUGCUGCUGCCCCGGGCCUGCCGCACCCGCAGAGCCGGUCGCCGAGCUCAGCGCAGAGCUCGAGGCCGACCUCAGCGAGCGGGUUAAAGCGGAGCGUUUAGCCAAGGCCAAGUCCGCCGAGCAGGCGCAGUUCUCUCGCAAGCCGCGAGGCCGAGAACACGGCUUCGCCCAGAUGCUGGACGAGGACGAGGACACCGCUGGCGACUGGGAGAGGGAGGCGUCCGCGUCGGAGCUGCGCGGCUCCGCCUCGAAGUGGGUGGCCGACCGGAAGAACGACGCGGGCUCGAAGGCGCGCAAGAAGAGGGGCUACCUCGGCAACACGCGGCAGCAGGCCGACGCGGCGAUCCGGAUCCUCUCCAACGAGGAGAUCAUGCGGCGCGCGCAGGUGGAGAACGUGCUGCAGGCGGGCGCGCCCAUCGACCCGCAGUCGGGCGAGAUCGUCCCGGCCAGGCUGCAGCAGUGGCUGGCAGGGCUGUCGACCUACAUCGCCUUUUGCGACGGCGUCGUGCAGAAGGCGCUCUCGAGCUCUCCCCACGCGCGCCGGGCCUCGCCCUUUGGAUGGCGUGUGCCACAGCUGCCGCCUGUCCGGGCGGGGCCCAUCUCCCUCUACCUCUCGGCCGUCGGGCGGCACCGGCUGCUCGGCGAAAGAUGCGCGGAGCUCCAGUCGCGCCUCAAGGCCUUCCAAGUGACCCUGUACGCGCGCGCCGACAGGGCGGGCCCGGAGGGCAUCUCGCAGUCGCUGUAG